AAAUAAUAUAAUAAUGAAAGGAGCACAUAAAUAAUUUGCAAAGACAAUGGAGACAAGUCUUGGUGAAAAUAGAGUAAAAUAAUAGUAAAGGUCAUUGUAAGAAGGACAUUAAGAAAUAAUAAAGAAUUUAAUGUCAACAAUAAUAGGGAAACCAACAAUUGUAGAAGCUUAAAGAGUUUUAAGAGUUUUGGAUUAGCUGAUUUAAAAUUUGGAAUAUUGUCUAUAUUUAGAUACAGAAUUUAUAGGACGUUUUCAAACUGGAAAGUUUUUAAAAGAUGCAAAGUAACCGCUAACUGAAGAAACUAUGAAACUUUUAUAAUCUUAAGCUGAAAUAGAAUAGAAAUAUAGACCUUAUGCAAAUUUAGAUACAGCCUUGAAUUAAGGAGAAGAGAUAGAUGAGACAAAGAAAAUGGAAUCAGAAAGAUUGGAAAAUUUGUUAUAAGAAAAUUUUAAGAAUUUAUUAAGAAGACUUUAACAUUGUCCAAAAGAUUAUGAAAUUAUAAAAGGAAUGAAAACAAACAUAAAUGCAGAAAUGAGUGAUUUAUUACAUUGUGUAAAAUGUAUAAAAAUAGUUAUGUUGAAAAAGUUAAGUACGGCAUAAGAAGAAUAAAAUAGUCAUGUUAAAUAAUUAGAAGAUUUAAAAUCAAAAGUAAUCAUAAUUUUAAAAAUUAUAGAUUGCAGGAUAAGAAAAGACAAAGAGUCAAUUAGAAUAAGAAUUAUAAAAAAUUAGAUAGGAGAGAACAGCAAAUAUGAAUAAAAUGAAGGAAGAAAUAGAAAAAUUAAAAUAAGCAAUUGCAGAAGUUAAAGCUAAUAAAUAGAAGAGAUAAGAUUAAUUAGCAAAAGAAAUAUAAACUAAAUAUGAGGCAUUAGAAAAAGAUCAUAAAACUAAAGAAGAUAAAUUAGCUGCUGAACUUUAGGCUUAAAGAGCACGCUUUAUUAAAAUGAAAGAUGAAAAUACUUAAGAAGAAGCAACUUUAAAGAGACGAAAAUAAGUUUAAGAUUAAUCUUUGUCUGAAGCAAUUUAAAAUUAUGAUUAAAUGAUGGAAGAAUUUAUGAAAAAUUUAACUGAUUUAUAAAGUGAAUGUGCAUCUACUGAAAAAUAAUUGAGAGAUAGAUAGGAAUAUUUCAAAGCAGUUGAUUCAGAGAAAGGUAGAGAGAGAAAAUUAGAAGAAGAAUUUAGAAGAUUAAAAGAAUUACAUUAAAUAGAAUUAGAAAAAAAAUCAGAGGCAGCCAAACAUAUUUAAGCUUUUUUAUAAUAAGUUAAAAGUAUAUAUUAAAUAUUUAUAUAUAUAGAACCAUCAAAAAAACCAAAAAAACCAGCAAAAAAAUGAGC
Molecule: messenger RNA, 1333 nt
Organism: Paramecium sonneborni
Lineage: Eukaryota; Ciliophora; Oligohymenophorea; Peniculida; Parameciidae
Source: the annotation of a GenBank genome assembly